UCACAUUCCUCUACAAAUACCCCGUCUGACCCUGCUACCACUGCACAACGCAUCCAGCAGCAUCCAGCAGCAUCCGACUCCCCGACGCCAGGAGGACAACUGCAGAGAACGUUUCAGCUGAUUGACAGAAGACACACAACAACAACAACAAAGAUGGGAUCUGUUGGGGUUCAGAUUGUCUGUGUGGCCCUCGGGGUGCUCGGACUGAUUGGAGUGAUCGUGUGCUGUGCCAUCCCACGUUGGAAAGUGUCGGCCUUCACCGGAAGCCAAAUCAUAACGGCACAGAGCAGCCAGGAGGGCCUGUGGAUGUCAUGUGCGGUGCAAAGCACUGGCCAGCAGCAGUGCAAGAAGUAUGAUUCCCUGCUGGAGCUGCCCACCAACCUGCAGGCAUCCCGCGCCAUGACCAUCAUCAGCUGCAUCCUGAGUGGCUUCAGCCUCCUCAUCCUCUUCUGUGGGGCCGACUUCACCACCUGCGUGGAGAAUGAAGAUGCCAAGCCCAAAAUGAGCCUGGUGGCCGGCGUGGGUCUGAUUCUGGCCGGCCUCCUGGUCAUCAUCCCUGUCAGCUGGACCGCCAACAACAUAGUGCAAGAGUUCAACAAUCCGUUAGUAUCCGCCCCGAUGAAGAAGGAACUAGGGGCGUGUAUCUAUGUGGGCUGGGCGGCCGGCGUGGUGCUCAUUCUGGCUGGAGGUCUGCUGUGUUGUUUCAGCCGGCCCAAAUCUGGCAGCUCUGGCGGAACCGCCAAGUACUACAGUAGCGGUGCGUCUGCACAGGGCAAAAACUAUGUGUAGGAAGAGCAUGCGGCGAGCAACAAAGGUGAUGACAUCGGAGUCACUUUGGGUAAAACGGGGGAGAGAGUGUACAUACUGAUGAAUGAGAACCUUCAAAUUUUUUUCUAUUUUAGUUUUAACAUUUCAUUAUUAUAAAGUUGGUGGCAUUUAUAAUUUAGCAUUUCUGACAUAUUAUUAUGAACCAAAAGUAAUAAGCUGUGCAUACCAUGCAGGAAACGUAAAUGGGUUAGUCGAUAGUUUGUCACAUUUGAACGUCAAAAGCCGUUGACUGAAAUGGGACUUCGUCAAAAUGACACGGGGACGGCAAAAAAUUUUUACCCUACGGAACUCCAAUAACUUCCCUAAACCAAACUCUUUAUGUAUAUCUUCAAAACUACACGUAAACAUUACAUGUUGAGAGCUGUGUCCAAAUCUUGUCCGUGAAGGGCCAAAAGUUAAUUAAAUAUGUACAAUCACAUUACAAUUAAAUAUGUUGUAUUGUAUAAUUACAAAAAUGGGAAACGUAGCUUAAAUAUGCACAUGAUCAUGUGUCCAAAAAAAACAAACAAAAAAAAACCCCAAUGUAAUUAUCAUAUGUAUCUCAAUUAGAUACAG
Messenger RNA from Thalassophryne amazonica, 1383 nucleotides. RefSeq names its product claudin i (gene cldni). Gene Ontology annotation, molecular function: structural molecule activity. Gene Ontology annotation, cellular component: plasma membrane; bicellular tight junction. NCBI's taxonomy places the organism in Eukaryota, Metazoa, Chordata, Actinopteri, Batrachoidiformes, Batrachoididae. Bases 154 to 789 code for a protein of 211 amino acids. The record is from RefSeq and is a predicted model, not a curated record. The transcript is spliced from 3 exons. Gene Ontology annotation, biological process: bicellular tight junction assembly; cell adhesion.